AUGGAGGAUUCUACUGCGCUGAUUGCCGGGCCUCACGUCGAGCACACCCAGCCCAAAGACAGAUAUCUAUAUCCCCAAAAUGACGCUCUGCCGCCUUCAGGCGAUGUUGAUGUGGAUAUCGACGAAGCCUGGCGUCGUUUUGAAGUAGCGAGGAGAUCAGCAGAGUUCUAUAUGGAUAGGUAUUUCCAGCACCUCAAAGCUGGAUCUGCCCGGCCAGAGACUGCGCCAAACUCGCAUUUCGAUGCAGUUGAGACUCGAGGAGAACAGCUGCGUAACGGCAGAUACUGGGGCAUGAAAGCGGCUAGAGACUGCCUCAUCAGGGACCUGAACGAGAUGAGCCUCUGGAUCGAGCAAUUGGCAUUGUCGCGGCAGCCGGAAGUCAGAAUCCCUAUCGGUGUGGCUUUCUUCUCGGGAAUGGCAAUAUCUGGUCUUCAACAGGUCAGAUCAGAGCUACUCCAGGCGGUGGUAUGCGUCGGAACAGGAGCGGCGCUGCUGACGUUAGUGUCGUCGUUGGGGUACAUGCUCCAUGGGAUAGGCCGGCGGGAAGCGUACUCGCAUUACAAGGAGUCCAUUUCCCAGUGCCUGGAUGCUGCGUAUGGCUGGACCUUGACGGAUGGUCAUCAAAGCGUGGUGAGGAAGCAUCAGUAUCAGUUGUUAAGAGGGUUGAGCUGA
Molecule: messenger RNA, 672 nt
Organism: Fusarium falciforme
Lineage: Eukaryota; Fungi; Ascomycota; Sordariomycetes; Hypocreales; Nectriaceae
Exons: 3
Coding region: 1-672 (223 amino acids)
Source: RefSeq, a predicted model, not a curated record